AUGCUGGUAAUCAUUCAAGAAGACAACGCUCCUCCGCUUCAAUGGCCUCUGGGCAGAAUCAUCAAUUGCUAUUCCGGUAAUGAUGGAAGAAUCAGAGUUGUAGAUGUCAAAACGAAAAACGGGAUUUGGAAGCGUCCAAUACAUCGGCUACCACCAUUAUUGUCGGAAGAUUGUUCAACCCCCAUGAUGCAACUUGAUAGAUGUGAUGCAGAAAAGCCUAAAAAACGAGCAAAACUCAACAUCAACUUGCUAGCCAUUGCAUUGCUGGUACUAUUAUGGAUACCACUGAUAUCAGGGUUAGGUAUCACGAUAAAAUCAUUUAAUAACACACCAGGCAUUCAUUUCGAACACAAAGGAGUCAUCAAAAGAUCACAAGCAGAAUGGAAAAUCAUAGCAUAUUAUAACUUAAGUCCAUUGCAGCAGGAGUUUGAAUUUAUUGAAAAUGGAACCGAAUCCUUAGCGAACGUGUGUAAGUUGAUGAAUGGAUAUAAUCACUGCUGGACGUUAGUUGAACAGUUCAAGGCAGCGAGAAAUGAAUUGUUAUAUGCAAACAUAAUGCAGAUUAACAAAAGAAAGAAGAGAGGCGCAAUCGAUUUAGUGGGUAACAUUGCGAAUGCAGUAUUCGGCGUUUUGGACUCAGAAUACGCUAAAAAUAUGGCGCAGACGAUUCAACAACUAAAAAAUGACGACAAACAUUUGCUUAACCUUCUAAAAAACCAAACUUCAAUUUUAGAUUCUACUCUAAAUAUCAUGAAACGAAAUCAGCAGCAGUAUCAAACAACCUUUGAAUUAACAGUCGAGCGAUUGAACGAUGUAAAGGCAAAAAUGUUAGAAGAGGACAAGGAAAUUUAUAAUUUAAAACUCCACCAACUUUUCACUGCGAUUUCAACUCAACUAUUAAGUGUAACAACAAGUAUUCAAUUUUACGAAUCAGCAUUUUUAGGAGUGUUGACCGACACAAAUCAUGGAAAAAUCAGUCCACUUCUCCUGACGCCAAAGCAACUCAUGAAUGAGGUUACUACAAUGAGGGAACAUCUCAGGUCAACAAUGCAGUUGCCGGUUAACAUGAGCAACAUUUCUGAGCUAUAUUCUCUUAUGACAGUCAGCAGUGGUUUAUUUGAUACUAAAAUGUUGUUUCAAAUAACUCUACCACUAAUCAAUGAUCAGUCCUUUGAUUUAUUCGUUGUUAUUCCCGUUCCAGGGAUCAUAAACGGAGAAUACGUGACAAUCACACCAUGUACGUCUAUGAUGGCAUUCAAUACUCAUAGGAAUGGAUACUUUCCGAUUUCAGAAAUACAGUUGGCACAAUGUGUGUCUUCAAAAAAUGAUGUCUUCAUCUGUUCAGAUACACAAGAAAUAUAUUCUCUUGAAUCAGGCAAGUGCGCUUGCGAAGUAAAUCUAUUUAAUAAUAGUACAUCAUCUUGCACUUGGCAAAGUUUCACAAGUAAUACCUUAUGGAUCCAGGCUGUUGCACAAAAUCAAUGGAUGUUCGUCGCAAGAAACCCUGUAAAGCUAAACGCAGUAUGUGCCAAUGAGCAUUCUCAGCAACAGCAGCAACUUAAUCAAAAGGAACAACAGCAACGCGUUAACCAACAGCAACGAGUGAACCAACAACAGCAACAGCAGCAACAACAAGAACCACUACCACCCAUAACCGUCGAAGAUCAACAGCAGUCAUGUGACUACACCGCUCCGGAUCCAAUCGCAAGAGAGCAUUCAUCCAAAGGUACAGCUAUCAAAGAAUUUCUAGAAGUGGAGCUGGAACAGUUUAACGAUAUAACAGGCAAGAGCAACGUGGCUUAUCACAUUAUAACCAUGAAGGAUGACCACCCAGUAAAACAGCGUUACUACCCAAGAAACCCAGCUAUGCAGGCGAUUAUAAACGAAGAAAUCGAUGAGCUUCUCCGAACGGGGUGCAUUGAACCCUCCAGUAGUCCAUACAGUGCACCAAUCGUAUUGGUUAAGAAGAAAACCGGUAAGUGGAGGUUAUGUGUCGACUAUAGACAGUUAAACGCAAAAUCUAUCCCGGACGCAUACCCAUUACCACGGAUUAGUCACAUUCUGGAUCAUCUUAGAGAAGCUAAAGUAAUAAGCAGCCUGGACCUCAAAAACGGAUACUGGCAAAUACCAAUGCAUCCGGAUAGCAAGAAGUUUACUGCUUUUACGGUACCAGGACGUGGCUUAUUCCAAUGGACGGUUAUGCCUUUCGGAUUACACUCUGCCCCAGCAACUUUCCAACGCGCCUUAGACUCGGUAAUUGGGCCUGAAAUGGAACCAUUCGCUUUCGCCUACCUGGAUGAUAUAAUUGUUGUGAGCCGUAGUAAGGAGGAACAUAUGACACAUCUACAAACGGUUUUAAAAAAAUUACGUCAAGCCCAACUGAAGAUAAAUCCGGAGAAAUGUGAAUUUUUUAAAACCACGAUGAAAUACCUAGGGCACGUGGUCAGUCAAGAAGGAAUACACACAGAUCCAGAUAAAAUUUCCGCAGUACAACAAUUGGAACCACCGAAGACUCUGAAGGAGCUGCGACGCUUUCUGGGAAUGACUUCUUGGUACCGACGCUUUGUAAAGGAUUUUUCAACAGUAGUACACCCUCUUACGUCGUUGUUACGAAAAGGAAAACAUUGGAGAUGGCAGGAAGAGCAACAGAAUGCAUUUGAGGAACUAAAGAAGAGGUUAACUGAGGCUCCUAUCCUGCAAUGCCCCGACUUCUCUAAACCUUUCUGUUUGCAGACUGACGCUAGUGACUAUGGACUCGGUGCCAUAUUGACGCAGCAGCAGGAGGGAAAAGAAGCAGUGAUAGCCUACGCAAGUCGACGGCUGAACAACGCAGAAAAAAACUAUUCGCCUACCGAAAAGGAAUGCUUAGCAAUUGUCUGGGGCAUUCGUAAAAUGCGACCGUAUCUGGAGGGGUACAAAUUCACUGUCAUCACUGAUCAUUUAUCUCUAAAGUGGUUAAAUUCUAUUGACAACCCUACGGGACGCAUAGCAAGAUGGGCGCUUGAGUUACAGCAGUUCAACUUCACGAUAGAAUAUCGCAGAGGUAAAUAUAAUGUGGUGGCUGAUGCGCUAUCAAGGCAACCAGAGGACAAGAUCUUAAUGGCACGAACAACGAUGACAACGACGAAACAGGAUUGGGUAAUCCAACGGAAAGAAGCGGUUAAGCAGAAUCCACAGAAAUAUCCGGAUUAUAUCAUCGAGAACCAGAACCUAUACCGACACAUUCCGAAUUACGCCCAAGACGAUGACAUAAAACCAUGGAAGCUCUGCAUUCCCUUACACUUGAGACAACCGGUCCUUCGUGAAAACCAUGAUGAACCGACGGCGGGUCAUUUCGGAAUUCGCAAAACAAGGCAACGAAUAGCUAACAACUACUACUGGCCUGGAAUGUUAAGAGAUGUUCGUAAAUAUGUUCUGAGUUGCGAUUCUUGUCAAAGGUUCAAAUCCAGUCAACAAGCCGCUGCCGGACAUAUGCUUACUCAGCUCGCUGAAGAACCUUGGGCCAUGGUGUGUGCAGAUUUUGUGGGACCAUUACCCAGGUCCAAACGAGGCAAUAAUACACUACUGGUUUUCAUUGAUAAAUUUACAAAGUGGGUGGAGCUUAUACCUUUGCGCAGCGCUACUACAACCUCCGUCCAAAAGGCAUUCCGAGAACGAAUAAUGGCUAGGUUUGGAAUACCGAAGAUAUUCAUUACGGAUAAUGGGACCCAAUUCACCAGUCAUGCAGCACGGAAAUUCUUCACACAGUUAGGAGUCAAACAGCAGUUUACCGCACCGUACACGCCACAGGAGAACCCAACCGAGAGAGCCAAUCGCACGAUUAAAACCCUAGUUAGCCAACUCACCGAAGGGGACCAACGUAACUGGGACGAGUACUUACCAGAAAUAACCCUAGCCAUUAAUUCAACGGUUUCAGAAACAACCGGAUUCACGCCAGCUUAUUUAAAUCACGGACGCGAACCAAGACUGCCCAACAAUAUGUACGAUAAAGUGACACCCGGAAAUGGAAACCUUAAACAAGACCUGAGCGAUAAAGCAACAAAGUUACAGGAUGUAAUAACUCUAGUCAAGCAAAAUACUCGUUGCGCAGCCGCGGAGCAAGCCAAACACUACAAUCUUCGACGCCGGAAUUGGAAACCAGCCGUGGGAGACAGCGUUCUAAUGAAGCAACAUAUCCUCUCUAAAGCAACUGACCAUGUGGCAGCUAAACUGUCACCUAAGUUUAGUGGACCUUACAACGUGAAAGCAUUCAAGUCUCCUGUGAUUGUAAUACUUACAACAACUACACCAAGACUCAUAAAUCCAAUAAACAAAAAAAAAAAAAUGCGAAGCCAACGAUUUGAACGAGCUAAUGUCAAGGACAAGGUAGGGGAUAGUACCGCAAUGUCGAACACUGAACCAGAGUUAGGCGCUAAAGAAAAAUGGGUCGAGCUUUGCCGUGAACUUUUUGGCAGCGAUUCUGAAGAGGAGUGGCCAUUACCGCUAGGAAGUGAACCGAUGGCAACAAACAGUAAACAAUCAGUCACACAAUCCGAAGUGGCGCCAAAACUACAAUCAAUUCCUAGGCAACAAGGAGUAAAGCCGCCCUCAAUCCGACCGAAGACCUGGAGGCCAAAAAAGUCAGCAAAACCGGUGCGCCCCACAACAAUACCCAUGCGGCCAAGCCUUGAAGCACUUCUCCAGCAACAGCAGCAGUGCCGUUUAGAACGGAAGCAAGAAUCGUUUAAACCAGUGGUCGAAGUAAUGAUGCCAAUGACGUUUAGUCCACCAGGAAAGCUAGCUACCUAUCCGUCAACAUCAUCAAUAGCCAAGUCCCCGGUAAAGCAGCAUUUUGAAGAACCAACAGAGGCUGAGGAGUCAUCAAUAAGAGCUUUAACACCAACAAAGCUGCACUCACAAGUGGUACUGACUGGCUGUCCACCAACACCACCCACAGCCAAGAAAAUCCUAGCGCAGGUGUAUAACGAUAAACCAACUCCAACUUUCGAACCGGCCGUGAAACAAUACCUGCAACCCGAAGAGAUACCGGCAGCUGUUAGCACUGAGAUACAACAGAGAGUAGUGAUUUUCAACAAAAGAGGCAAACAGAAUUUUCUAACUAAACACAAAGACCGGGUCUAUCAAAUUACCAUGAGGAAGUCAGGAAAAGUAGUGGUCGCGCUUUUACCUUCGGGGAAGUAG
Teleopsis dalmanni is the source of this 5181-nucleotide messenger RNA. RefSeq lists its product as uncharacterized. Lineage: Eukaryota; Metazoa; Arthropoda; Insecta; Diptera; Diopsidae. Bases 1 to 5181 code for a protein of 1726 amino acids. Gene Ontology annotation, molecular function: nucleic acid binding. The record is from RefSeq and is a predicted model, not a curated record. Gene Ontology annotation, biological process: DNA integration. The transcript has 3 exons.